Nematolebias whitei (Rio pearlfish) is the source of this 1426-nucleotide messenger RNA. Its product is annotated as beta-1,3-galactosyltransferase 2. The transcript has 2 exons. Gene Ontology annotation, cellular component: membrane. The record is from RefSeq and is a predicted model, not a curated record. Gene Ontology annotation, molecular function: N-acetyl-beta-D-glucosaminide beta-(1,3)-galactosyltransferase activity. Bases 149 to 1321 code for a protein of 390 amino acids. Lineage: Eukaryota; Metazoa; Chordata; Actinopteri; Cyprinodontiformes; Rivulidae.
CAUUUGCGGUUGAUAAGAUGUGGGCAGGUUUUCCUUAAACACUCGUCCAUUAUAGAUCUUUUAUGAAGUAACCAAAUUUAUGUGUUUCAUGCAUGAGGAGGGCAUCUAGGAAGGGAUCUAAACAAAGAAGGACAAGCCUCGGGCAGUCAUGGGGGCUCAGGAGGCUGGAUCAGAUGGGAAUGGACCGCAAAGGCAACUGGCUGAGAGUACAAGUCGACAGAAGAAGCCUUUAUUUCAGAACAAGUUUCAGUUCCUGCUCCUGUUCUGUGUCAUAGUCUUUGUAAUGUGUCUGGCCCUAUCCGACAGCUCUCUGUCAUGGUGGCAGAGAUUUGAAUUUCACAAGCACUACAACUGGUUCUCGAACAAAACCCAUAGCGUUAAUAAAGCACCUGCCUAUAAGAUCCACCCGAAAUAUAGUGUUCUAACUUCAACAAGUUCUGUUCUAACUACAACUCACAAUGCCACAGAACCUCCUACUCUUCCACCUGGAGGUAUUUGGUACCAUCAAGCCCAUCCUCGCAACUACCACUUUAUUAUGGACCACCCAGAUGUCUGCAAAAACAGGACGCCUUUCCUGGUUUUGAUGGUUCCAGUGGCACCAAACAACAUUGCAGCUCGAGAUGCAAUCCGACAGACAUGGGGCAAGGACAGCAUGAUUCAGGGUCAGGUGGUAUUCACUCUGUUCAUGUUGGGUCUGUCUGAUGGAAAUGAUGCUGAAAAGCUGAAACAGGAGAAUCAGCAGCAUCAUGACUUGAUUCAGAGUAACUUCAUGGACACAUAUAUUAAUCUGACCAUUAAAACCAUGGUGAUCGUGGACUGGCUGGCCACACGCUGCCCCACAGCAGCCUAUGCCAUGAAGGUUGACUCUGAUAUGUUCCUGAACAUUGACAACUUGGUGAUCAUGCUAACAAAACCAGGAAUACCCCAGCAGAACUACCUGACAGGAAUGCUUAUGUGGGAGAGGCCCGUGAUUCGAUCAAAGAACUCCAAGUGGUAUGUCCCAGAAGAGCUGUACCCAGAACCUAUUUACCCAACGUACACUCUGGGCAUGGGAUACAUUUUUUCCAAUGAUCUUUCUGAGAAAUUUAUUGAGGCCUCCAAAUCCAUCAAACCCUUUAAUAUUGAAGAUGCUUAUAUUGGAAUGUGUAUGAAAAAGCUGGGACUUGCACCUACCUCACCUCCUGAUCCGUCCCAGUUUAAGGCCUAUAGUGGUGGUUACAAUCGUUGCGAAUACUCUAAAAUCAUCACCUACAUCCUCAGCUCCUCUGAAGAACUGAAAAAUUAUUGGGCAGACUAUAAGAAGCCUGGACCACAUUGUUAGGGUGAUGGAUACUGCAGAUGUACUGAGAAAUCACUUGGUCGAUACGGGUUUAACUUAUUUCUAGACUGAACUGGAAGUCUAUUUUGGUAAUGAAAAAUUGUUUAU